UCCUGCUUUGAUCGGAUUGAGAAGACUCUCAAAUCCGACCUUCUUCUUGCACACUACGAUCCUACUCUGCCGCUUAUCGUCGCCGCAGACGCUUCCAACUACGGAAUUGGAGCUGUCCUCUCACAAAGAUUCCCAGACGGACACGAAAAAGCUGUCCACCACGCUAGCCGCGCUUUGACGCCAGCACAGAAAAAAUAUAGCCAGAUUGAGAAGGAAGCCUUGGCUAUCAUUUUUGCAGUCCAAAAAUUUCACCUUUCCGUCUACACGGCCAAUCGCCUGCAACGAUGGGCUACUACUCUGUUGAACUACAAUUUCAACAUUCAGUACGCCAAGACAAGCGAGUUUGGACAAGCCGACGUCCUUUCACGACUAAUUGGGCUCUACUCGCCGGAACCAGGAGACCGAGUUAUUGCUUCAGUUGACGCUGAUCUCUGCGCCGAAGUAAUGGACAAUUGCAAUCAGCUACCGGUCUCAUUUAGGUCCGUCCAAGCGGCAGCUACUGCUGACCACACUCUGACUCAAGUCAUCGGCUACAUUCGAUCGGGAACAUGGCCAAAAGAGAACCGGAACUCACCUUUUUGGCCAUACUACAAUCGACGAGAAUCGCUAUCAACCAUCGGCUCAUGUCUGCUCACGUCAAACCGUCUCGUAAUUCCAAAUCUCUUCUACGUCGCGUCCUACAAGCGCUCUACAAAGCUCAUCCAGGUCAAACAAGGAUGA
Messenger RNA from Haemonchus placei, 720 nucleotides. The record is from the annotation of a GenBank genome assembly. Lineage: Eukaryota; Metazoa; Nematoda; Chromadorea; Rhabditida; Trichostrongylidae.